Messenger RNA from Pseudonaja textilis, 1349 nucleotides. RefSeq names its product leucine rich repeat containing 61 (gene LRRC61). NCBI's taxonomy places the organism in Eukaryota, Metazoa, Chordata, Lepidosauria, Squamata, Elapidae. Gene Ontology annotation, molecular function: protein binding. The record is from RefSeq and is a predicted model, not a curated record. Gene Ontology annotation, cellular component: cytoplasm. Gene Ontology annotation, biological process: outer dynein arm assembly.
GGUGGAAGAGGAGCGAGAGGGAGGCAUGGCUUAAAUCCAAGAGGUUCUUUUGCGGUCGCAAAAUGGAGAGUUAGAGAAGCGUAGGUCAAGCCGAACCCAACCUCUUCCGAGACUUGUCCGGCGGAACCGAAAUGGACUUCCGGAGCGAGAAAAGCGAUGAUUUGGACCACAAUGGCAAGAUCACCGUCCAGCUGCUAAAAAGCCAGACGGGAGAAUUCGAUCUCGAGUCCAUCCUGCUGUUGAAACUAAGAGGUCUGGGGAUUUUGGAACUGGGCUGCCUCGGCGAGUGCGCCAGCUUGGAGUGGCUCGACCUGUCGGGCAAUGGCCUGACCCACCUGGGCCCCCUCGCCGCGCUCAAAGCCUUGACUGUGCUCAAUGUCGCCGCCAACCGUAUCUCGAACCUGGAACCGCUGAGUGGCUGUGAGAGCCUACAGAGUCUCAACGCAUCCGGCAACCAGCUGCGUAACCCGCAACAGCUGCAGUGCCUGACCGGGUUGCGGCAUUUGGACAACGUGCGCUUCCACAACGGCCCAGCCCGGCUCAGCAACCCCUUCUGCGCCACCCCUGGCUACCCGGCCAUCCUGGCGGAAAUGUUUCCGCGGGUGAAAGUGAUUGACGGUGAGCGGGUGUCCGGGCGGGGUAGCGAGCUCUACCAGCUCUGCAAGGAUCUGGACCGCUCGCUGCAGCGUUGCAACAACAGUGGGGGGCUCAGCGAGAUGGCCAGCCGGGCUCAGCCCUGGGUGGAAGAGGGCUACUGGGAGGUCCAACCAGCCAGGAGAAGCUCCAUCAUGGAGGAGGCCUACAAGCAGUUCAGCGAGGCUUUGCUGGAGUGCCGGGAGUUGAGCAAGCAGGCUGACCACAGCAUCAACCAGGCUGAGCGGGCGCUCGGCGGGCGUCCCGAUGCCAACUCAUAUGUUUUUUGAGGCUGCUGGCUGCCGAGCAUCAGAUGCGCUGGUGGAGGGUUCUACGAUGACUGCCGAUGGCCAACUCACCACAGCCAACUUGCCAUGGUCAACUCUCUAUGGCCAACUAGCCAUGGCCAAAUCUCCCCAACUCAUCACAACCAACUUAACACAACUAACUAGUCAUGACCAACUCGUUAUGGCUAACUAACCAAGGUCAACUCUCUGUAGCAAACUAGCCAUAGCCAACUCACCAUGGCCAACUCUAUGGCCAACUAGCCAAUGGCCAACGCUCUAUGGCCAAUUCCCUAUGGCCAACUCUUUAGAAAGGUUGCCAAAAGUGGGACGGAACGAAAUGGGAAGGCCAAGAAUUAAAAUCAUUUUCAAAUGGGUAAAUCCUUUGAAAGAACUGCGUUGAAUUGUUCCGCAGGGAGUUGACCAUUGCUG